AGUGGUAUCCCUGCAGCUUCAACACUUUUGUGAAGGUCCAGCCAUCGUGUAUCAUGUCUAGGAUUGUUUUCAUGAUGCUUCUUUUCGUCCCUGGUUUAGCCGAAGAGUUCAGAGCCCGCCUAGUUAACGGGACAGCGAAUGCGGGGCGUCUAGAAAUACUUUACAGAGGAGAAUGGAGCACAGUCUGCCACGAUGGCUUUGGAAUACAAGAAGCCAGGGUUGCGUGCAGGAUGCUAGGCUUUAGCAGUUCUAGAGCAACAGUUGUUGCAUCAGGUGCAUACGGAGCAGGAGCAGGAAGAAUUCUCCUGGAUGAUGUAAAGUGCCAUGGAACAGAGAACAGUCUUGCAGAGUGCCGUCACAUGACUUACUACAGCAGCGACUGCAGUCAUAGACGAGAUGUCGGAGUUAUCUGCUAUGAGGCUAAGCAUUUCGUGGCCCGUAUAGUAAACGGUUCAGAAAAUUCGGGGCGUCUAGAAAUAUUUUACGACGGAGAAUGGAGCACAGUCUGCGACAAAGGCUUUGGAAAAAAAGAGGCAACGGUGGCCUGCAGGAUGCUGGGCUUGAACAGCACUGGUGCAACAGUUGUUACAAUAAGCAAAUACGGAGAAGGAGCAGGAAGAAUUCUUCUCAAAGAAGUAAAAUGUCAAGGAACAGAAAGCAGUCUUCCGGAGUGCGAUGUCUCUACUUUCUACCCCAGCGACUGCAGUCAUUCCGAUGAUGUCGCUGUUGCCUGCUAUGAAGUUAGUCCGGGACCAGCCCGUCUAGCUAACGGGGACAGAAAGUCCGGGCGUCUAGAAAUAUAUCACAAAGGAGAAUGGAGUACAGUCUGCAACAUUGGCUUUGAGGACAGGGAGGCCAGGGUGGCCUGCAGGAUGCUAGGCUUUAACAGCUCUGACUCAUUAGUUGUUGAAACAAGAAGAUACGGAGAAGGAGCAGGAAGAAUUCUACCCCAUGAAGUAAAUUGUGAAGGAACAGAAAGCAGUCUUGAGGAGUGCGAUCUUAGUAAUUUCCACUCAAGCAGAUGCGGUCAUUCCAAAGAUGUCGGUCUUAUCUGCAAUGAGGUUGGUCCGGUAACAGCUCGACUAGCUAACGGGACGCAUGAUGGGGGACGUCUAGAAAUAUUUCACAACGGAAAAUGGAGUACAGUGUGCGCCGGUUUCUUUGGUGACAAAGAGGCCAGGGUGGCCUGCAGGAUGCUAGGCUUUAACAGCUCUGGAGGAAGAGUUGUUCACCCACGUAUAUACGGAGCAGGAGCAGGAGAAAUUAUCCUCAAUGAUGUAUAUUGUAAAGGAACAGAGAGCAGUCUUGUGGAGUGCUAUCACAAUAGACUCUACCACCACAACUGCAGACAUUCCGAUCAUGUCGGCGUUACCUGCGAUAAAUUUGGACCGGUAACAGCCCGUCUAGCUAACGGGGACAGAAAGGCGGGACGUCUAGAAAUAUUUUACAACGGAAAAUGGAGUACAGUCUGCAACAAUGGCUUUGGAGACAAAGAGGCCAGGGUAGCCUGCAGGAUGCUAGGCUUUAACAGCUCUAAUGCAAGAGUUGAUAAAGCAGGUGUUUUCCGUCCUUGGAGAAAAGGAAAAGGAAGAAUUGCCGUCAGUCAAGUAAAUUGUGUAGGGACAGAGAGCAGUGUUGCGGAGUGCGAUUACUCGAGCGACACCUCCUCCUGCUUUCAUGAGGAUGAUGUCCGUGUUAUCUGCAAUGAAGACUCCACAGAUUUGAAGCUAACAGCCCGACUAGUUAACGGGGACGGAAUGUCGGGGCGUCUAGAAAUAUUUCAUAACGGAGAGUGGGGUACAGUCUGCAACGAUAUCUUUGAGGACACGGAGGCCAGGGUAGCCUGCAGGAUGCUAGGCUUAAAAAGCUUUGGAGCAACAGUUGUUGACACAAGUACAUACGGACAAGGAGCAGGAACAAUUAUCUUCAAUCAUGUAGCGUGUCGAGGAACAGAAAACAGUCUUGAGGAGUGUGAAGUCUCUAACUUCUACUCCAUCGGCUGCAGGCAUUCCGAAGAUGUCGGGGUUAUCUGCAAGGAAGAUAGUCCGGUAGCAGCCCGACUAGCUGACGGAGACGCAGAGGGGGGACGUCUAGAACUAUUUCACAACGGAGAAUGGAAGUCAGUUUGCAGCAGUCGCUUUGGAGACAAAUCUGCUUUGGUGGCCUGCAGGAUGGCAGGCUUUAACAGUUCUGCAAUAGUAGCUGCUACAUCAAAUGCAUACGGAUCCGGAGCAGGAAGAAUUAUCUUUGAUUAUGUGAAGUGCAGAGGAACAGAGAGCAGCCUGUUGGACUGCAGGUACAAAAAGCUCGAUAUCACCGAAUGUGACCACUCCGAUGACAUUGGGGUCAUCUGCAAAGAGGAAACCACUACAGUUACAAGCCCAGGUACUACUACUGUUAAACUAACAACGGUUACCAAACCGACUACUAAGUCUGUCAUUAAAAAAGACUCAUCCUUGCCAACCACAACAUCGCCGACAACAACAACUACAACGGAAAAGAUUACAAAGGUGACUACAACCACGAAAUCUAGAACCGGAAACGCAACAGCAGUAACAACGUCAACAACUACAACAUCUACUACCACCACUGUCACCCUGGAACCCUAGGCUGACUUUGGAAGACUACAGUCUACAACUUUAAUAUUUUUUUUUAAUUAUUGCUUUUCAUUAUAUCACUUUAUUGGCCUUUCUUUAUAGAAAGCUGAUCUGUAAAACAAUAAUAUUUGCACAAUUUAAAGCUGCACCACUUUAUGUAUAAUUAAUUUUUUCUAAAAUGUACAAUUUUUGAAAUCGCUAUGUGAACAUUAUAUUUGACUAUUACAAACUCUGUAUAACAAGUAAGUAAUCCGUGUUAGCAAUAUGUCUCUUUUCUAUAUUGUAUUGCCAUUUGUUUCGAGACCCACUUCACCGAAGUAAGCUACUUUUCAAAGACAGUAAACUUCAUCUACCUAAUGUCAUAGAUUUUUCUACCAUAAACUUUUAUUUAGAUAUCUACUUAAUAAAGCAAUAUUCUAAAUGUUAUUAGAAACAAGAUACCCGCAACAUGCUACAUCGUUAUGUUCUUGCAUAUAGCCAGCUAAGGGAAGGAGUGCACUCCUUCUGUCUUGCUGUUUUCCGAGGAUUUUAUUUGUGUUGCUAUAUGACAAUGUGUUAGCCUCGCUUUUAUACGUUUACCAGGUCUUUUCAGUCUUCAUAGACUAAUGGUUAAAUCUGCUUCGGGUUUGUCGUGUGCUUGAAUAGCUAACAAUCUCUCGGUUUGUUUUUUUUUUAUACUUUUUUGGUUGAGUGAACCAUAUCCUAAGAAUUUGAUUUUACAAACGUAUUAUGUACCUCGUCUUUUUGUCACCAGUCCUACCUUCUCCUAUAUUCCAAUUUUAUUUGGACAUGAUGUAUUUCUAACUGAAAGGUGGCUGACGAGCUGAUUUUGACAUAUGCGACAUUUUGCUAGUUAUACAUAUGUUGUAUUAGUUUUCAUGCUUACAAUAACAAUCCAAUAACAAAAACAAAACAGCACUUGUAAGAGAAAAAUUGAAUUUACUACCUUAAUAUAAGAAUCUGCUUUUAAUAAUCAACAAUAAGGUGAUGUACUGUGUACAGUGGUUAUUGAUAUCAGCAUUUACUACGCAGUUAUAAACAUUUUUUUUCCACAUAUAUGAUUGGUAGUCAAGGGGAAGUAAAUGCUGAUUGAUCUUUGAGCUUUACAAAGUAUUUUCCCUUUACGAGAAAAAUACUACUGGAAUCAAGUCAAAUUAAACUUUGUUUUCCUUGUCAAAA
Molecule: messenger RNA, 3776 nt
Organism: Pomacea canaliculata
Lineage: Eukaryota; Metazoa; Mollusca; Gastropoda; Architaenioglossa; Ampullariidae
Product: deleted in malignant brain tumors 1 protein-like
Exons: 21
Coding region: 54-2609 (851 amino acids)
Cellular component (GO): membrane
Source: RefSeq, a predicted model, not a curated record